Cryptomeria japonica (Japanese cedar) is the source of this 651-nucleotide messenger RNA. RefSeq lists its product as uncharacterized. The transcript has 2 exons. Bases 112 to 564 code for a protein of 150 amino acids. NCBI's taxonomy places the organism in Eukaryota, Viridiplantae, Streptophyta, Pinopsida, Cupressales, Cupressaceae. The record is from RefSeq and is a predicted model, not a curated record.
UCUUCCAUUUCCCUCAGCAUACAUUCUUCCCUCAAACCCCCUUCUCCUCACCAUAAUAUUUUAGUUUCUCUGUCUCCAGACAUUAAUUAGCGCUGCUUAAAAUUCUUAGUCAUGGAUACCCGAGCUCUCAGUAGUAUUACAGUCCCUCAAUUUCUUCCUCUACAGACAAAAUUACACAGGCCAUCCCUUACGCGCGUUCCCUUGAAGAAGAAGAUGCCAAGAUUUGCUGUUAAAGCUGCAACUUCUGGCGGCUCAGAACAUCGGAGCAUUGUGGACGAAGAUAUGUUAGUGUUGAGAAAACGGAUGCAUGAACUGAGAAUGGAAGAAAUAAAUUAUAUUCCUCCACAGCACUGGAUGGAGUGGGAAAAGAAAUGGUAUACAACUUAUGAUUCAGAUGUUUGCUCCUCCUUAGUGUGGCUGCAGAACAUUCUGCUUAAUACAAGACCUGGUGUCGCCGUGGCUAUGCUGGCUUUGAUCUCCUUAAGUGUUGCUGCAUCUCUCUUGGAGAUUCCGAUUCAUCUUCACGAAAUCACAACGGAGUUGCUCAAUGAAUUGCAUGUGUAGGUGCUGGCUAGAUUGUGUCCAGUUUAUUUUCAAUUCACAAUGAUGUAAAUUUGGAAAACAUGUUUCAACAUAGAACAAUUUUAUUUA